AUGGGUCCAACGAAUAAGACGUUAUCAAUAUCGCCGUCAGUGGAGCAGCCUGAUUUCAGGAAUAUCACAUUCCAAGAGCUCGUUAGUGCCUACUCUCAACAGGCACGGAGUCUGAUAAAGGGAGGUGCGGAUAUACUGCUGGUGGAGACUGUAUUUGAUACGGCGAAUGCUAAAGCUGCCUUGUUUGCGAUUAGACAGCUAUUUGAAGAUGAGAAUAUGGAGGAGAUUCCGGUGUUCCUGUCUGGAACGAUAGUUGACCUAUCCGGCAGGACACUUUCCGGACAGACCGGAGAGUCCUUCCUGAUCAGCACAAAGCAAGGGAAUGCCAUGGCCGUGGGUCUGAAUUGCGCGUUGGGCGCUAAGGAGAUGAGACCGUUUAUUGAGGAUAUCGCGAGAAAUACAGCGGCGUGGGUGAUAUGUUAUCCGAAUGCGGGUAGUUUUUAU
Anisakis simplex (herring worm) is the source of this 444-nucleotide messenger RNA. The record is from the annotation of a GenBank genome assembly. Lineage: Eukaryota; Metazoa; Nematoda; Chromadorea; Rhabditida; Anisakidae.